Coccomyxa subellipsoidea C-169 is the source of this 1999-nucleotide messenger RNA. Its product is annotated as DnaJ-domain-containing protein. Lineage: Eukaryota; Viridiplantae; Chlorophyta; Trebouxiophyceae; Coccomyxaceae. The transcript has 11 exons. The record is from RefSeq and is a predicted model, not a curated record. Bases 1 to 1770 code for a protein of 589 amino acids.
AUGUUGGCCCUGCUGCGGCAGUCAUUCACACGGCCAGGGCCACUUCUGGGCCCAUGCACCCCCGCCUUGUGGCAUCUGAGCCGCCAGAUCAGCGUGCUGAGCGGUGAUGAGAACGAAUGCCUGCAUGGCUUUCGGCAGGGCACGAUUGUGCCGCGGGUGGUGUCCUACCAGAUAGGCCUCAGGCAGGCGCAGCUGGCGUUCGAGCAGUGGCAGCAGUCGCACUGGCUGGCCCCCUCGAAGCUGCUGCACCGGGGCCUCAUCAGCAUGCAUGCAGCCCUGCUGCCCUUCUGGCUCUUUGAGGCCACAGUCCAUGUAGAAUACACAGGGCAGCUGGGGUUCCCCAUAGACCAUAAAUCCAUGGUGUGGAAGGACACCCACUGGCGGAUAAGGGGCUUCAGGGAAUACCCGUGGACACUGUCCAGCAUGCAGGUGUAUGCCUCGUACAAGUACAGGAGGGAUCUAGCAGAGGCGGCAAAGGUGGCGGGCAUCAUGGGCAGGAGCCGGCAGCUGAAGCGCUCAGAGGCCGAGCACCUGCUGGCGGAUGAGGUGGGCUGGGGAGAUGGGGGAGAGGCUGACGUGGCGUUGGACCCCCCGACGGUGCGGCAGGCCAUAGGCUGGUCAUUCGCGCUGCGCAACAUCCGGCGCUUGGAGACUGAGGAAGCUGCCGAGCAGCUUCGGCGGGAGACCGGCGCUGAGACCGUGCGCAAUGUCAAGGCACGGCACACAUGCCAUGUUAUUGCAAAGGACUUUUGCGCGUUGCAGAUGGUGCAGGUGAGGGUGCGGACAGUGCGGAGGAGGGCGCGCCUUCUGUACCUGCCUGCCUACGUGGCGGACUACAAAUUCGGCGAGGCCUUCAACGCGCACGGGGAGCGGCGCCCGCAGCGGUUCAGAGCCAUUGUUUCUGGCAUGGACGCCAGUCGCAUUGCCGCCGAACGCCACUUCAGCCCCCAUAAGGUGCAAGCGGCAGCGGCAGGCGCGAUGGCGCUGAUAGGCCUGGCAGCUGGCGCUAUAGAGCUGGGCAACAAUGGAUCCCCCCAGCUGCUCUCCGCCACCUCAGCCUUCUCAGUCUUCAUGGUCUGCUCCGCAGCAGGGCUGGCAGCGCGGAUGUCCACUCAGCUGAUGAGGGAGCGGCAGGAGCAGGAACGCCUCGCAACGGAGGAGAUGGACUUUGAGCGAAUCAUGGGCUGGGGGCUGGGGCCCAUGGACGCGCUCGACCAGGAGCAGGAGGAGGUUCGCGAGGCGACGGAGUGGACGCGGUGGCAGGAGGCGGACAAGUGGAGCUGGGACGAGGCCAAGCGCCAGCGAUGGGCCGAGGGACUCUGGCGUCACCAGCAGAAGCGCCGCCUCGAACGCGCCGCCCUGCGUGCCAAACUCGCCGCCGCCAAUGCCCGCCAGAAACUCGAGGCGCAGUUUGAGGCGCGCAGGCGAGCAAAGUGGGGCCAUUCGAGCCACCACGGCGCGUGGCACGCCAAGCAGGGGGCGGCUGUCGGGGCGAGCGGCUACGGCGGCGGCCGGCGCGACUUCUUGGGGUACUACGCGAUGCUAGGAUUAGACGUUGAGGCCGGGGCAGGGGUGAGCGAGGGGGACGUGAAGCGCGCGUUCCGGCAGGCCGCUCUGCGCUGGCACCCCGACCGCCAAAAGAGUGCAGAUGAGCAGGGCAGGCGAAAAGCGCAGGAGCGUUUCCAGCAGCUGAAGACUGCCUAUGAGGUCCUGCGCAACCCGGAGCUGCGCAGAGAAUAUGACAACGGCCGCAUGGCUGAAGCCGCCUGAUCCCGGCUUACGGCAGGCUAAUACAAGAUAUAUAUUCAGCUUCAAACGCACACAGCAUGUAUCGCCGCUGCAGAGAUUUAGCUGCGCGCGCAGAGAGUCUGACGGCGGUUUUAGGCUAAAGCCGCCUGACCCCGGCUUCAAACAGGCUGAACUUAGAUCUUUGUGCAGCUUGAAGUGCGCACAGCAUGUACUGCGGCUGCAGAGACAUACCUGCGCAGAGAGUAUGACA